Messenger RNA from Parasteatoda tepidariorum (common house spider), 1928 nucleotides. RefSeq lists its product as uncharacterized. The record is from RefSeq and is a predicted model, not a curated record. NCBI's taxonomy places the organism in Eukaryota, Metazoa, Arthropoda, Arachnida, Araneae, Theridiidae. Gene Ontology annotation, molecular function: DNA-binding transcription factor activity, RNA polymerase II-specific; RNA polymerase II cis-regulatory region sequence-specific DNA binding. Gene Ontology annotation, biological process: DNA-templated transcription; regulation of transcription by RNA polymerase II.
AUUUCUCUGCACUUAGUCUAAAUAAAAAGAUUAAAUCUUUACGAAACUCUUAUAUUUACAGUUUUUUAAUAGAAGAAAAUUUUUCUUCUCGAUUCUAAAGCGUCGAAGGAGGAUUUAAAUCCCAAUUAUAACGGACUUAUUGCCGCGGAAGCUUACAGUUUCUGAAAGUUUUUAGGGUAUUGCGGAGAGUUACUCUUUUAUUGUGAUAUUGCGUAGGUCAUACUUCAAACACGAAUCAGGAAGAGCGCGCAGUUUUUCGUUCUGAGACCCGCGGUCUUUAUUUUGGAGAGUUUAUGAAUUAAGAGGGACUGUUUCUCCUGCCUUCUGCUUCCAUCACUAAAUCACGACGGCUCUUUUAAAAGAUUAUUCAGCAUGUCAUCCGUAUGUGGAAUCACCACUCAUGUAUGAUUUUGUGACGGACACGCCGAAAAGGAAUGCCAAACUGAAGAAUUUGGACUUUAGUGUUGUGACUGAUUUGCCUGAUCUAAGCACUCCAGAGGUGUCAUUCGAUUUACAGAAUUUUAUCGAAGUUUCCAACCAGGUCCCAGCCGACGCUAUUCUUGCUGAUAUCUUGGCCGAAGAGUCAGAAAGAUCCACAACAAACAUUCCAAGUGUCAAUUUCAGUUUCCCCAUGCCCCAAUCGGCCGGAUUUGGAUCCGACCGCUACGGUUCCGAAGCGGGUGUCAAACAAGAACCCGCGGCGGGGCUCGACACCCACGGCGGGUUCACUGGGGGACGGAGCUACCAAUACGCGGCUGGUUUGCCUCAGUUGCCGGACGCUUCACUCAAUCCUUCAGCGUAUAACGAAAACAGGGAUAUUGCAUUCAACAGUGGACGGAACGAGGAGAAAAAAUCUAAAAAAGCUAUCGACAAAGCAUCAGACGAAUAUCGUCGACGAAGGGAAAGAAAUAACAUCGCUGUUCGUAAAUCAAGAGAAAAAGCUAAACAACGCUGCAAAGAUACGGAACGUCGUGUGUGUGAUCUUGUUUCUGAAAACGACAAACUCAGAAAACGUGUUGAGCUCCUCAAUAAAGAGCUCAGUGUGCUUAAAAACCUUCUGGCCAAUGUUGGUGUACCUCCUGAUUCAGGUGUCAAAGGCAUGGAAUAAUUUAAUAAUCAUUUUCAUCAAUCAUUUUACAUUACAGUAUAGAAUACAGAAGUACUCUGUUAUGGUAUGUGUACCGAUUUUAAUAAUGUAUCGGUUAUCGGUAGUGAAACUGAAUUAUAUCGACAAGGACGAUGUUAUUAGGUAUCUUUUAUAUUUCAAGUCUGAUGUGCGGCUUAAACUUUUAUUGCCUUUUAGAAAGUGCAAUCAUAUCGAAACAAUGACUCACCUUUUAUUAUAUUAAUAUUUUUUGUUACUCAGAAUAUUAAAACUCAAGUUUUGUGAUUGUGUGUUUUUUUUUUUAAAGAAUUGUUAAGACAUUUUGCAUUUAAAUUGUGAAUAUUGAAUGAAAUGUCCAUAGUCGUAAAUGACAGUGCCAAGGACUAACAAAUUUUUUUCAAAAUAUUCUAUUAUGGUACUUAGCUUGCCAAAGAUCAACGAUUGCUAUCCAUUUGUUUGUGUUAAGUUAUAAUUUUUCAUUAUUGUUUACCAUUCAAAGCUGUUAAUUUAUGAUACAUGAAGUUAAUUUUAUAAACUGUUAAUUUUUAAAAUGACAUGAAAGAAUUUUUCUAAUAAUUGUUUUUAUUAUGUAUUAUAGUCUAAUCUUAAAUGAAGAUACUCUUUUUGAUAAAAUGUAUAUUUUGAAUUUACUAAAAUGUCUGAUAUGAUACUAAGUUCAUAUGAACUUGUGAUAUGACCUAACCUAUUUGUUUUUUAAUUUACUUCGAUAAACAAUGAAACAGCUCAAUCAUUUUUCUUAUUGUUGAUUUUGAUGAUUGAAAGUCAUAAUUAUUAUAUAAAUAAAUCUAAUUUUAAAGACUUA